Anopheles funestus (African malaria mosquito) is the source of this 1803-nucleotide messenger RNA. Its product is annotated as sin3 histone deacetylase corepressor complex component SDS3-like. The coding region runs from base 355 to 1434 and encodes 359 amino acids. Gene Ontology annotation, biological process: negative regulation of transcription by RNA polymerase II. Gene Ontology annotation, molecular function: histone deacetylase binding. Gene Ontology annotation, cellular component: Sin3-type complex. NCBI's taxonomy places the organism in Eukaryota, Metazoa, Arthropoda, Insecta, Diptera, Culicidae. The transcript has 3 exons. The record is from RefSeq and is a predicted model, not a curated record.
UGUUGAAAAUGAAACAACCGCGUAUUGUGGGGACUGGCUGUACCGAAAACAUUGGAUCUUUCAAUUUUCAGACAGCAAAGCUGUCGUUUUCAGGGAUACGAAGUAAAUAAAUACAUGUCUUUUCGUAUGAAAUAAGAAAAGCAAAAGGAAAGUGAAAAACAGAAAUAGGGUUUGGCUAUACAGGCCAAAUUCUGUGAAACUUUGCAUGGUAUUGUAAGCAACACGUCUGCCUCGCGACGAAAAAGGACGUAAACAGAACAAUGAAUUCUAUUGUGUUAGUGUGUCGUUCGAUAACUUUUUCAUAGAAUUUCUUACCCGGGCUCCGGGUUUGUUUGGUAGGGAUAGGGACUGCUUAUGGCGGUAAAGUUUUUCGAAAUGGAGUGUAGGUUCAACAUAUACAUGGCGAUAGAUCGGGAAAAUGAUCUAGAUAGCGGUGAUGGGAAACGCGGUUGUGACAGCGCGGAAGAUACGGACGAAGCGAGCGAAAACGAGCACAGCGUAGAAGAACGGCUUGAAAUUAAGGAGCAAAUGUACCAGGACAAGCUCGCCAAUCUGUUGGGCCAGCUGGAAUUGUGCAAGCAGCGCAAACAUCCGGAAUACUUGAAGAUUGUGGAGGGUUUGCAAAACGAGCUGGACGACCGUUUGCUGUUGAACGAGGUGGAGCGUGAUUACCUGCUGGCGUGCGCCGAGCGUGAUUGCAUCCUGGAGAAGGCCGCUGCGGAGAAGGAGUACGAAGAAAAGAAGGCCGAGCUGAUUGAAAACGUGAUUGCUGAUCUCGAGGACCAGAAGAAAAUUAUUGAACACGAGUUCACCUCGAUGGAGCUGAACGGGGACUCGAUUGACGUGAAGCCAACGGUAACCCGGAAGCUGCGGCGUCGACCGAAUGAACCACUGCCGGUGCCGGAAAAACGUCGCAAACCCACAACGAAUCAGAUAACGUUUCUGCUGGACGAUAAGGAGAUUGAGCACGAUUUGAAGCUGAUUUCACGCAGCAAACCAAGCUCAGCCAGCCGUACGGCACAUCACGCUAUAAAUGAGGGAGCGAGCGGAAGCGGUGGUUCCACCUCACAGGGCAGGGCGGGCGGUGCUGCUUCCAGCACGCUGUCCAGUUCGGCCGAUCAAAAUGGUUCCCAGACGGAGGGCUACGCUGGCGGAACAACAUCCACCGGUCAAGGAUCCGGUGGACAAUCGAGCCAGCAACCGCUAGCGGAUACGCGAAUCGAGGACGGCAAGCUGUGGUACGAGCGGCGCUGGUUCCACCGCGGCCAAGCGGUACACGUGGAGGGACGGGACAUUUCACGCUUUGCCGCCAACAUAUCCGCGAUCGGUGUUGAGGCAAUCUGUGUAAAGAAGACAACCGAUGGUCAGAAGGUGCGCAUCUUUCUGACCCACUUGCGCCGGGGCAAAGUAUCCAUUAAGCGUAGAGCAAAUUAGUGGGGGGGGGGGGAACGGUUUCGCGCUCAUUUAAACAUUUACGUUUCAUACUUCAGCACGAUAAUUAUGCGUAAUAUUGUGCUUUCAGUUCAUUCAAUUAUUGCGUGAUUAUUUAUCGAACUCAUGUAACUCUCUAUCCGCUAGAUAAAGCGCAUUAGCAUUUUUCCCUCACAAAACAUCCACAUAAGCAUUACUUUUUUAUGAAUUUUGAAGAAGUUUGCGAUAAGAAACGAUGUAUAUUUAUUAGUAAAGGGUGUUCGGCGUCCUUACUGCAACCAUGCCGUAGAAGAUAACCUUAGAAAUAACAGUUGUAAGCAACCGACUGUAUGUACAAAUAAACCGAAGACGAUAGAGAUGGUGAAAUGCGAA